UCCGAUGGUUCUCCUCGGAUCUCGGUACUGUCUGCAACGAAGGCAGAGAGAGAGAGAGAGAGAGACACCGAGAGCGCGCGCAACCAAACCCCAACCAGAAGGUCUCGACGGACAAACGUCGUUUCCUCCUCGAGUUCCAUGAGAGAUCCUUUGGCAGGAAGUUCAACUGCUCAGCCUACGCAUCGCAAGACUUCUCCAGGAAAACUGGCCGUAAAUUGUGAAAAGAGAGAUAAAACUAACAUCAGAUCUCCUACCACCGUGCAACAAUCUUUAGAGCAUGCAACGCAAGAGAAAAUCGUUCCAAUAGAGCAUGCGAUGCAAGAGAAAAUUGUUCCACUAUCAGGAAACCGAUUCUUCACAUGCAUCUUGUCCACGACUUCGUGUUAUAUGUAUAGAAUGGCCCUUCCGAAGCGCAUCCGUGAGCUUCUGCCGCUCUCCACCGUUCCUGUAGUCCUAUCCUACGGAAGCAGGACGUGGGAGGUCAUAUACUGUGGCGACCAAAGCUUCCAGCGAUUUGGCCAAGGAUGGAAGAACUUUGUGACCGACAACAAUCUGAAGGAAGGAGAUGGAUGCGUCUUCGAAUUGAUGGACACCGAGAACAUCCAGUUCAAAGUGCAAAUCUUGCGUGGCGAUCUUCCAGCUUUCCGUGCCGGUGGUGGAGAUGGCCAGAGCUCUGAUGAAGUUAUCGUAAUUGACUAGAUACUUGCUCAAGCAAUGUUCUUUCUACAUGUAGGAACAUGUUUGCAGCUUGCA
Molecule: messenger RNA, 753 nt
Organism: Musa acuminata subsp. malaccensis (wild Malaysian banana)
Lineage: Eukaryota; Viridiplantae; Streptophyta; Magnoliopsida; Zingiberales; Musaceae
Source: RefSeq, a predicted model, not a curated record